This is a messenger RNA of Punica granatum (pomegranate), 1180 nucleotides long. The record is from RefSeq and is a predicted model, not a curated record. Lineage: Eukaryota; Viridiplantae; Streptophyta; Magnoliopsida; Myrtales; Lythraceae.
UUAUUUGAUGCGGUUCAUUCGAUCCUCUGAGGCAGUGAGCGUGAGCCAGCGAGGAGCUCCAUCAAUGGCGGCUCUUGCCCAUCUCCAUAGCGGUCCCUUCCUCAUUACCGAACACAGUAGCAGAGGAUCACCCAAUUUCAAUCUCUCAGCUCAAUCUCUCACCCCAUUUGCCUUCUCUCCGUCCCUCAGUGAGAUCGCGAGCAAUGGGACCCAGUUGGGUUUCAGGCUUGGUGUUUCUUGCGGGGUCGGCCGUGGAGGCGGCGACGGAGGUGGCGGCGGCAGCGGAGGAGGAGGUGGUAGCGGGGACGGAGACAAUUCCGAGAGCUCCUCCCCGUCCCAUUCUGCGGGGUUCGGAGUUUUGGGUCUUCUUGUCAAUGGAUGGAGAUCGAGGGUUGCUGCGGACCCGCAAUUCCCAUUCAAGGUCCUGAUGGAGGAGCUCGUGGGCCUCACCGCCUGCAUCCUCGGCGACAUGUCGUCCCGCCCGAACUUUGGCCUCAACGAGCUCGACUUCGUCUUCUCGACUCUCGUCGUUGGCUCCAUCCUCAACUUCCUCCUCAUGUAUCUCCUGGCACCUUCCACGGCCUCUCUGUCCUCCCCAAGCCUCCCGUCCAUCUUCGCCAGCUGCCCCGCGAGCCACAUGUUCGAGACCGGCCCCUACACUCUCAUCGACCGCCUCGGGACCUUAGCGUACAAGGGCGCCGUCUUCGCGGCUGUCGGGUUCGCUGCAGGCCUUGUGGGGACCGUGAUAUCCAAUGGACUGAUCCUAAUGAGGAAGCGGAUGGACCCAAGCUUCGAGACCCCCAAUAAGCCCCCGCCGACCCUGCUAAGCGCAUUCACCUGGGCCACCCACAUGGGCAUCAGCAGCAACUUCCGCUACCAGUCACUGAAUGGGAUCGAGUUCUUGCUCGCGAGGUGGCUCCCUGAGGUGGCUUUUCGGACCCUCGUGGUGGUCCUGAGGUGCUCAAAUAAUGUGCUUGGUGGGAUGUCCUUCGUGGCUUUGGCAAGGUUCACGGGCUCACAGGCCAUCGACUCAUCGAAGCAGGGGCCCUUAGAGUAGAAGAUGAAUUGGGUUAAGGGAAGAAGUAGAUGAUUCUGUUUCCGACUGUAGGUGCAAUUUUGUUUCCAAUUAGGUCAUUUUUCUAACGGAAUUCAAGUUUAUAUUGCAUUUACAAAGUCAAAA